CAACCUUCUACGUACGCUUGGAGCGCUGGUGCAUAGGUGUAUGCACUGUAUGGUUUAAGCGCAUCGUGUGAUAAGGGCUGUAAUUCAAAACACACAUCAGAUAGAACUGCUGCAAUGUAGUGUCUGCAUAAUAAGCUUAGCACAUUUCUAGAACAAUGGGGCAACGUGUGAACACGAGAGCGCAGAUGUAUACAGUGCACUCAUUCCACAAGUUUUGAGUGUGUGUGUUCGUUUAUAUGGGCCUGAGCUCCCGUGGUCGGUGCUAGCGCAAGAGGAAAGAGACAUCGUGUGGAAGUACGUUUACAGAGCUAUAUGAAAAUUUAAUUGUCAUUGAAAUGCAGUGAAUGAAGAUACAAGAAAUCAUAUAAGCGAAAUCCAAGUAAUGUGGUUCAUCUUCAGUGAUAUCACUCCGUGUCUUCAGCUGCUGAGAGGAAUCUGAUUUGAGUGGAUAGUAGUUAACAUGUCUAAACAUGGCAGAACGAGAAGUGGAUCCUAUAGUUUCUCGUGCAAUUCGAUUGAUGAUGUCUGGAACAAAGGAAAGCCAGGAACAGCUAAGGAUGAUGCUGGAGGAUGAAAUACGGAAGAGGACUGGAAAGAACAUGGGACAUCUCUUGCGUCCUGUGGAUUCAGUCCUCGAUGUUGCAGAUAGUAACACAAGAAAAAAGAAUCUUGAGAUAAGAACUGUAAGUUUACACAUUGAAGAAGCACCGAAAGACACACGUAUGAAUGAAGAAUUUGAUGAUGAAGACAAUGACUCUGAGAUCAACUUGGAGAUACUAGAAGAGGAUCUGACAUGUAUUGUCUGCAGAGGAAUGGAUGUGGCUCCUAGGAAUCGCCUCAUUGAAUGCACAGAGUGCCAUUCAUUAUACCAUCAAGAGUGCCACCAGCCACCUGUUGGUGAAGCUGAUAUGGAAGACCCAAGAUCAAUAUGGUACUGUACAGACUGCUUGAAAACAAUUAACAGAGCUGUGUCUAAGCCACACGCUUCACCAAAAUCAACUGUGAAAGACCCUGUCUCAACUGUGAAGCCUACAUUGAAAGCUGAAUCUGCACCACCAACUCUUGUAUUCAAAAGAACAGAAAAGCCUUUCCAGAUGCCAAUUAAUCAAGCAAACAGCAAAAGUGGCUCUCAAGGCAUUGUGGGAAUGGCUGGAUUAGCAACAAGUAUUCAGGCGGCCCAUCAUUCCAGUAAGCAGACAUAUGUUGGUGCAGGAGGAAAGCCUAGUCUGGUAUCUUCAUUUCCUCAAGGGGUCAAAACCUUUGGAGGUUCUCCUGUUUCUGCCUCAGCUUGUAUUUCCAAGCAAAUGACAGCACACUCUUCAUCUGGAACAACCUCUGAUUCUAAUAUUAAUUCCAUUACUACAAUGACAUCAACACCUACUGCUGUUCAUACAACUGGUGGUGGUGGUGGUGGUGGUGGUGGUGGUGGUGGUGGUGGUGCUGCUGCUGCCACUACUACUACAGCCUCUGCAACUGGAUCUUCAUCUAAAUCAUCUGUGGUACCCAAAAUAAAUGUUAUUUCUGCCGACAAAAGACUAGCAAAUAUGAAGAGGAAAGCUGCAAAACUGCAGGAGAAAAGGAAACAUUCAAAAUGAAAGUACUAUUGAUUAAUAUAAUAUUAAAUUGUUGACAAUGUAUAUGUAAUUAGCUUAUUUUUAUUGCAUAAUUGUCAAUAUUGGAACAAGUUACUUAUUCAGUUUUAUUUUCUCAUGAUAGUACAAUGCAGUUUGCUUAUUCAGCAGUCCACUGUGCUAAGACUGUUCAAUGUAUAGUUGCCACUUUUAAAAACAGAUAAGAUCAGACAGGAAUUCUUGUUAUUUUACUCCCAGCAAUGAAAUAAUUUGCAAGUGUGAAUCUUUAGCAGAAACUGAAUGUUGUUCUUUCUCUCUGUUUUACAGAAUAUUUUGAGUUUAUAUUUUUACAACCAGUGAGUAGAUUUCCAACCAGUGUACCAAAAUAAAUGUGUAAAAUAAAUAUUAAUAUCACUCUUUGAUGUAUGUUAUACCACUUGAUAUAUACCUUGCUUUUGAAUGUAUGACUAGUAGUAGUAUUGGAUUAGUAUGUAGGGCAUUCCACAGUUUAUAGACUGUUUGUAGUAACCUUGGAAAAUACCACUCUUUUUAACACUGAUAGAUUCGACAUAUUUGUUGCCGUAUUCUUGGUCUGUAAACCUGGCCUUUCUCUCAUCCAAUAAACAACAUUUGGUCUUGUGCACUACUCUAACUGUAUGAUAUCCAAGUGAAUUUUUAUCUGUAGUAGUGUAAUAUGUAACAUGUGGCCUCAUUUAAAAAUUAACAAGACAUUGGGGAAAAAUCAGGAAGUAAGUGCUUAAAAUGUAACCUAGUGUUAAUUUACGCUAGAAAAAUGAGAACAGGAGUUAUAUUGACUCUGAGAGAUAAGGCAUCUGUUAAGGAGUUAGUUCUGGUCAUUUCUAUCACAGUGCUCAAAAAAUUAAAAAAAUUGUGGCAACCAUUACACAGUUUUGAUGCACUGGUUGGAAACACAUUGAUUGUACAGAAAAAAUUAUCGUGUAAAACAGAGAGAGAGAGAGAGAAUAAUACUCAGUUUCUGCUAAAGAUUCACAGCCAAUUAAAUUAGAAACAUACUAGCAAGCAGAAUAGAGCACAAGAUUGUUUGCAAUUUACAAGAUGGAUAAAAAAGGAGGCAUAUCAAAUAUAUCAGUGUUAACAGUGUGGCAUUAUCAAGGUAAUUUCAAGCAGUCCAUAGACUACGCAAUUGUCUCAUAUUCCUUUAUCAUCUUAUACUUUUAAUCCAAUAACAUUACUAUUUACGUGUUCUCAAGCAAUUAAGUUUUGAGCUCUCAUACUUACCAGCUUUUGUCUCUGAUACACAUGUGUGCUGCUCUUUAAUGAAAUUGGUGUGAGCCUGUACCAGCACAAAUGGGUUUCUUUGGAAAGAGUGAGGUAAAUAUUUUUGUAAAUGAAGUAACAGGUAUCACAGGAAAUGCCUGAUGUUAUGCAAGGAGUAAAGUUGAGGCUGAUUUCAAGGUAUUUAAAAUGUCAUUUAAAUUAAAAGCAGAUUGUGCGAUUGAGUCCAUUUCUGCUCAUUGGGAGGACAGUUGUAGGGUUUAAAAAUCUCACUGAAAUGGAUAUCAUUAGAUAUGGUCUGCUCAUCCGAGAUUGUUGGUAGGAGCUUGGGUGGAAGCAUUUUCGGAAGAGUGACUGUAUUACAGUGGCUGUAGAUGUAUAUUAUUAACUACUAUUCUACAUCAAUGUAUGCAUUAUUAUUAUAUACCAUUGCAAAAACAAAUUUAAGCUGUAAUGGUGGUGGUAACAACAUAUAAAUUUACUACUUUUUUUACUCACCUGAAUUGGAAUCUUGUGUGAGAUGUUAACAAACAAAUAUACUGUUACAGAAUUA
Molecule: messenger RNA, 3381 nt
Organism: Schistocerca piceifrons (Central American locust)
Lineage: Eukaryota; Metazoa; Arthropoda; Insecta; Orthoptera; Acrididae
Gene: IntS12
Product: integrator complex subunit 12
Exons: 8
Coding region: 471-1595 (374 amino acids)
Biological process (GO): snRNA 3'-end processing
Cellular component (GO): integrator complex
Source: RefSeq, a predicted model, not a curated record